AUGGAUCUUCGGGGACCUCGGCAGGCGCUGGAUUUGGACAUUUUCGGGCCCCCUGGGGCCAAACUAUAUCCAUAUCCACCGCCCGUCCGAAGUACGUCGGUUCCACAGAAGGCGGAUGUGGACACAUCCCCGCCUCGCAACAUCGACGUCAUCAGGGAGGACCUGCAGGUUCUGAAAACCGGAGGGCACUUCACCGUCGCCUUCGACAGCCUCAUUGGCAGUGGCGAGUGGUGGAAGGCCAGCCUGUUCCAGUGGAUGCCCAGGGAGGGAUCCCCUUGGAGCGACCGCUGCAAGCUGGUCCCGCGGCUAUGCGACCUGUUCCGCCCCUACUUCCCGCAGAGGCGGGCGCUGCCCCGGCUCAUUGGCAACCAGGAGGAGAUCGUCUUCUUCUCGGGCACCCGAACUCCACCGUCCUGCCGCACAACGGCGGGCAGAACGGGCGCAUGCAGUGGAGGCCCAUGCCAAGAAACACCCUGCAUGCCUUCAGGGUGCCCUGGGUUUCUUGGUGUUCGAUGGUCUUGCUGUGGAGAGCGUGACGUCCCCACACGAAACAGCGAUGGGCGUCCCCGGUUUUCAGGGUUGGGUUUCCUGUGGAGGGUUUCUUGUGGUCGGGCCCCUGCUGUCAUAAACGUCCACAUCGGUGUGGAGGGGUUCGAGGGGUCCAGCAUCAACGUCUUCACGGACGUAGGCGAGACAGUGGUGCUGAACUGGAGCGAUUCGAAGGCCUUCGCGUUCAACGACGGGUGGGUGCACGAGGUGGUCAACGGCCCAGGUCACAGGUACGUCUUAGCUCUGGGCUGGAUGCAUCCCGACAUUGACCUGCACCACUUCGCCGAGGCUUUCAACCAGAAGACCGUGGUCAGAAGAUGGCCCCCAAAGCGGAUGAGCCAAUUUCAGGCGGCAUACCGGCGGAAGCACGGCAGGGACUGGGAGAAG
Prorocentrum cordatum is the source of this 936-nucleotide messenger RNA. The record is from the annotation of a GenBank genome assembly. NCBI's taxonomy places the organism in Eukaryota, Dinophyceae, Prorocentrales, Prorocentraceae.